UCUUACUGACCGCCAUUUUGUGUUAGGCCCACUCUUGCGGGAGCGGGAGAAAAAUAUUCUGCCGCCGCGCAGCACCAACGAGAAGAGCGGGACCGACGAGGCGGACUGCUGCAGCGGGACACCGAGCUAAUAUUACGGGGGAAAGAAGUCGCCAGUCGUAAUUUGGCCCAUUGCCAUGGAGGGCGAGGUUGUUUCCAUGGAUACCCCUCAGACUGCUGUCCUGACCUCGGAUGGAAAGGUGCUGUCAGAGGAUGGAGAUGCCUUGACAACCAUAGCUCAACAGGGGGAGGUGGCUGGUAACAUGGAGAUGAUGGUAAUGGACGCUCUUGACCCGACUUUACUGCAAAUGAAGACCGAGGUGUUGGAGGGAGGUGGCACAAUGACGGUUACCAGUGGAGACGAGGGACAGAUCAUCACGCUCCAGGUGGUGAAUAUGGAGGAGCAGGCGGGUGCAGCAUUAGGCCUUGGUCAGCUUCAACUGGUUCAGGUACCAGUCACCACGACGACUGUAGAGGGGCUCCAGGCCACCUACGUCGACGCCUCAGCUGCUAACAAGGACUCCGAGCCAGUGAUCUGUCACACUCUUCCCCUGCCUGAAGGCUUCCAGGUGGUAAAAGUGGGUGCUAAUGGUGAAGUGGAAACUGUAGAGCAGGAGGAGCUUGGAGCAGCCCAUCAGGAGCUUCACACAGUAGAAGAGGAGGAGAUGGAGGAGGCAGCAGACAUAGAACCACCUGUGGCUCAGGAAGAAGACCUAGAAUGGUCUAAGGACCCAGAUUUUCAGCCCAUCUCCUCUAUCCGGAAAGGAAAGAAAGGAAAGAAGAGCCGCCUACGCUAUGCAGAGGGCGAUCGCGACAUGGAUGUUUCCGUGUACGACUUUGAAGAAGAGCAGCAGGAAGGGCUGCUGUCAGAGGUCAAUGCUGAGAAGGUUGUGGGCAACAUGAAGCCACCGAAGCCCACCAAGAUCAAGAAAAAAGGUGUAAAGAAGACCUUCCAAUGUGAACUGUGUAGCUACACCUGUCCAAGACGUUCCAACCUGGACCGACACAUGAAGAGCCACACAGACGAGAGACCUCAUAAAUGUCACCUGUGUGGAAGGGCCUUCAGAACCGUCACCCUGCUGAGAAACCACCUGAACACACACACAGGCACUCGGCCACAUAAAUGCACAGACUGUGACAUGGCCUUUGUGACCAGCGGCGAGUUGGUGCGUCAUCGUCGUUACAAGCACACACACGAGAAGCCCUUCAAGUGCUCCAUGUGUGAUUAUUGCAGUGUGGAGGUGAGCAAGUUGAAGAGACACAUCCGUUCUCAUACUGGGGAGCGACCGUUCCAGUGCAGUCUUUGCAGUUAUGCCAGCAGAGACACUUACAAGCUAAAGAGACACAUGAGGACACAUUCAGGUGAGAAGCCGUAUGAGUGCUACAUCUGCCACGCCCGAUUCACACAGAGCGGCACCAUGAAGAUGCACAUUCUGCAGAAACACACGGAGAACGUGGCAAAGUUCCACUGCCCACACUGUGAUACUGUCAUCGCUCGCAAGAGUGACCUCGGUGUUCAUUUACGAAAGCAGCACUCUUUUAUUGAGACGGGGAAGAAAUGUCGCUACUGCGACGCAGUGUUUCACGAGCGUUACGCGCUCAUUCAACAUCAGAAGACUCACAAGAAUGAGAAACGCUUCAAGUGUGAACACUGCGACUACUGCUGCAGACAGGAACGCCAUAUGGUCAUGCACAAGCGUACACACACAGGCGAGAAGCCGUUUGCCUGCAGCCAGUGUGAGAAAACGUUCCGGCAGAAGCAGCUUCUGGACAUGCACUUCAAACGCUACCAUGAUCCUCACUACAUCCCCACGGCCUUUGCCUGCAGCAAGUGCAACAAGACGUUUACCCGCAGGAACACGAUGCUGCGUCAUGCUGAUGGCUGCACAGGUGAAAGUGGUGGAGAAGAAAACGGAACUCCAACACCCAAAAAAGGUCGUCGUGGCAGGAAGAGGAAGAUGCAGACCAGGGCUGACGACGACGAUGACGACGACGACGACGACACAGAGGGUGAUGUGGACGAGGAAGAAGACGAUGAGGAGGACGAGGAGGAAGAAGAAGUGCUGUUGACUGAGAUGGAUGUGGAACAGGCGCCACCUGUCGUCCCCAUCCCAGCACCUGUGGAGCCUCCAGUCAAGAGGAAACGUGGACGACCCCCCAAGAACAAACCAGCUGCAGCUGUUGCUGCCGCCAUCAUCCGCGUCGAGGAUGAAGCCACCGGUGAGGUCGAUGACAUCAUCGUAAAGAAGGAAGUGGGAGGUGAACAAGAUGACCAGGAGGACGACGCUGAGGGCGCAGUGGAGGAGGUGGUGAUCGGUGGAGAGAAGUCCACCAUUGAGAUGGAGGAGCUGUCCCAGGAAGCAGGAAGUGCAGAGGUGGUGCAACUGUCUGAGGCUCCGCCCAACGGAGAUCUGACCCCCGAGAUGAUCCUCAGCAUGAUGGACCGGUGAUGGACCGGUAAUGGACCGGUGAUGGACCUGAAAACUCAAACCCUCGACCAUGUCUUCAUUUUAAUUCUUUGCGUUUAGAAUCAUGGACAUUUUUAUUGUUCAGAGAAACAAACAUCACUCUUGUAAUUUAAUAUUUUGAUUUUUAAUCCUGUAUCGCAGCAAAGACUUAAUCAUGACCUGAAAAGUGUGGGUUUUCUUUCAGAACAUGUGACUUUAAGUGGCUUUGAUUGACUUGUUUUUUUCUUUGUGCUGAAGAGUUUUUCAUUCCUCUCAGUUUGUACCUAAACAUAAAUGUUAGUUCCUGUGUGCAGGACCUCGCUGACGUGAGUCACAGCCACUUAAAGAUUUAAAACUGUUUGAAUGUUUUUUUAUUAUUCUUGUUUGGGGGGUUCUUUUCUGUGGUUAGUAGAUCCUUUUUAAGCACAUUUGUUUUUCAAAGCUUAAAUAGAGUGAUUAUCCUAACCUCCUUAGAUGAUGCUCAUGUACUAAACUUUGUCUCUGAUAAGUGCAAGAAAAACUCAUGUAUUGCUCCUUUGUGUAGCCAUUCCACUUUGGGUUGAUGUUUUUCUUUUUUGUAUGAUUGGAAAUGCAACAUAGCAGCUUUUACCUGUGACAGACGAGAGCAGAUGUAUGAAUAUACAACCAAUAAAAAGUUAGACUUGAAGGUUUCUGCAGGUUUCUGCAGCUCUAAUCUUUUCAGACGUGGAGUCACAGUUACACAAAGAUGACUUUGCUCACUCUUAACCCAAAUCGGCUGAAUUAUCAGUGUAUUUUGCUUGCAACUAUAUUUUAUUAAAUUGGGGAUUUGACAUGGUAUCGAAUGACUCCUGUAUUUACCUUUGGUCAGGUGUGGCUCAGGUAGAUUCAGACUCAACGGACAAGUCGCUCAUUUUGGCUCGUAUGAAUAAACUCAGAUAUAUGUAGAUAAUA
Molecule: messenger RNA, 3418 nt
Organism: Solea solea (common sole)
Lineage: Eukaryota; Metazoa; Chordata; Actinopteri; Pleuronectiformes; Soleidae
Product: transcriptional repressor CTCF-like
Exons: 13
Coding region: 176-2488 (770 amino acids)
Biological process (GO): regulation of transcription by RNA polymerase II
Cellular component (GO): nucleus
Molecular function (GO): RNA polymerase II transcription regulatory region sequence-specific DNA binding; DNA-binding transcription factor activity, RNA polymerase II-specific
Source: RefSeq, a predicted model, not a curated record